This is a messenger RNA of Cavenderia fasciculata, 201 nucleotides long. RefSeq lists its product as uncharacterized. The record is from RefSeq and is a predicted model, not a curated record. Bases 1 to 201 code for a protein of 66 amino acids. The transcript has 3 exons. NCBI's taxonomy places the organism in Eukaryota, Evosea, Eumycetozoa, Acytosteliales, Cavenderiaceae.
AUGAGACAAUCAACACCUCCAAAGGGAUUUGAUGUCGUGGAAGUAAAGUCAUCGGGUUGGGACAUCAACGAUAGCAGUAUCAGAUUUUGGCAAAUUGAUGCUCGCAGAUCACUUGAUCAAGCGUCCCAAGGUACGUGGCGUCGAGACGUACCUAGAGAAAUGUAUCAAGAUAUUCUCGAUAGAGCUGCACGUGUUGGAUGA